AGAGGCGCUCUGCGGCAGCGAGGCGGCGACACCGAACCCGCCUUUCGGGCGGCAGGGCCGCGGCUGCCAGCCUACCCUGUGGCCGCGGUGACGAGGCCGGCGGACUGCGGCAUGGAGAACGACCUGGCCCCAGAGGACGACGACCUGCUUCAUUCAGAGAAGGAGUUCCAUGAUGCAGCAAAGCGGAAUGACGCAGCCAGGAUGGAGGAGCUUAUCAAGAGAGGAGUCGAUGUCAGAGCCAAAAACAGUACAGACCGGACUGCCCUGCACUGGGCUGCGGGAGCAGGGAACGUAGAUGCAGUGCGACUCCUCCUGGAUCAUGACAUCCCAGUGGAUGACAAGGACAGUUUUGGAAUGAAUGCUCUUCUCCUAUCUGCCUGGUUUGGUCACCUCCGUGUUCUGCAGAUCCUCCUCAAUGCUGGGGCCAAGACCGACUGUGUCAAUAGGAAUGGCAGGAACCUGCUCCAUUGUGCAGCUCAGAGAGGACACAUCCAAGUAAUGGAGUUCAUCAUGGAGCACCUGGAGGACGUGUGUGUGGAUAAGACAGACAAGAUGGACAGGACAGCAUUUCACCUGGCUGCAGAGCAUGGGCAGCUGGAGGUGGUGGAGUUCCUCAUUCGGCUGGGAUGCUUUCACAGUGCCAAGGACAAGGAAGAAAACACAGCCUUGCAUUUAGCUGCUAAAAAUGGACACCUCUCUGUACUGCAGAAGGUUAUAGAUAUUGGAGUGGACCUUGAUGAAAAGAACUUAGAGGGACUUACAGCUCUGCACCUGGCUGCUGAGGGGGGUCACAGUGACUCUGUGAAGCUGCUUUUGCAAGCUGGUGCUGAUGUCAAUGCCCAAACCCAGAAGAGGAUGAGCUGCCUUCAUUACGCAGCACUGCACGGCCAUCAGGAGAUCGCCAAGAUCCUCAUGGAUGCAGGAAUCCACACAGAUGCUGUGAAUCAUCAAAAUGCAUCAGCAACACACAUUGCAGUACUGCAGAACUUCCCAGCCAUGGUCAAGCUCUUCAUCGAUGCAAAGUGUGACCUGGACAUUCCAGACAAUCCUCAUACUUACCCCUCUCUGAAAUGUAGUCCUUCCACCCUCCUUCUGCAGAGGCAACAGACCUCACUCCACAUCGCUGCGGAGCAUGGCCGGCAGGACAUCGCCGAGAUGAUUCUCAUUGCAGGAGCUAACUUGAAGCUUACAGACAAGCAAGGGAAGACAUCUCUGGAUGUCGCUGUGCGAGGCAAUCACAUCAACUUGGCAGACAUGAUUAUCAAAGCUGAUCGUUUCUACAGAUGGGAAAAGGACCACCUGAGCAGCGACUCCAACUCCUGGGUGGCAAAGCCCUUGAGCUUUAAGCAGGAUCACAGGCUGGAAACACAGCACAUCCGCUCAGUCAUGUGGAGAUUAGCUACCAAGUACCUCAAACCUGGGGAAUGGAAGAAGCUGGCACAUUUCUGGAAAUUCACUGAUGCCCACAUUCAUGCCAUCGAGCAGCAGUGGACAGGCACCAAAAGCUACAGGGAGCAUGGCCACAGAAUGUUGCUUAUCUGGCUCCACGGUGUGAUCACAGCAGGAGAAAAUCCAAUCAAGGGAUUGUACGAGGGCCUUGUGGGGAUUGGAAGAAGAGAUUUAGCAGAAAGCAUUCGGAAAAAAGCCAACGCCGACUCUGCCUCCCCUCGGAAGUGUGUGGCAAUGUAACAGCGGCUGCAUUCUCGCCUCCUCUGGAGCUGCAGGGGAAACAUCUGCACUGCUGCUCUUCAGAAGGCAGCUGCAACUCAAG
Pogoniulus pusillus (Red-fronted tinkerbird) is the source of this 1771-nucleotide messenger RNA. RefSeq names its product ankyrin repeat and death domain containing 1A (gene ANKDD1A). Gene Ontology annotation, molecular function: protein binding. Gene Ontology annotation, biological process: signal transduction. The record is from RefSeq and is a predicted model, not a curated record. Lineage: Eukaryota; Metazoa; Chordata; Aves; Piciformes; Lybiidae. The coding region runs from base 112 to 1689 and encodes 525 amino acids. The transcript is spliced from 15 exons.